AGAACUUCCUGUUUCUCUUCAUGCUCUGGUUCUCCCAGGUCCAUGUCAUCUGCUUGAACCCCCAGCUCAGGUCCUUGCAUAGGAAGGGGGUCCAGACUCUGGCUCAACAGAUAUGUAGAAGAGGCGGAGCCAACUUCUGAUUUGAUUGACAGCCAGUUGCCAGACCAUAUCCAUGGGAACAGCAAAGCGUCCUCGACUGGCUGCAGACUCAGAGGUGUUGUGCUCAAGUUUUUAAUUUGAACAGCGACAGUGUAAAUACGAAUUUAACACAAGAAUGCGUCCGAGGUCCGCUGUGGAGAGCUGGGUGUCACCUUCCGCACAGAGGCCUCAAAUAUCGAGCCAUAUAGAUCUGAGGCCUAUGACACAAGGGCUCGCCAUCAUCCCCAGAGCUAAGAGUGCGUCUCGGAUCUCCUCAGGGGAUUUCUCAAGGAGGAACACAAUCAAGUCUGACUCUGCCUCCUCCGUGCAGUCGGUGGCAGACGAGAGUCUUUCUUUGGUGGACAUUGAGAACCUACUCUUGGAGAGAGUCAAGGACAAAAAAGAGGACUUGCAGGCUGCUUUCGAAGCCUUUGACCAGGAAGGCAACAAAGCUGUCACCAAAGGAGAGUUCAGGCGUGUAAUCGAGGGGUUUCUUGUUCCACUCACUGAAUCUCAGUUUGAGGGUCUGUUGGCAAAGAUUGACUUAAGAGAAAAUGGAACAAUUUCUUACAUGGAGUUUCUCAGAAGAUACUGCAAAAUGUCCUCUGCAGUAGGCAGAAACAGGAGUGGAAGUUACAGAAACUCGUCACUUGGAGAACUACAGUGUCGUCUGAAAGAUAAGAUUGGAGGCAAUUUGAAAAACAUCAGCAGGGCUUUUCGGCUGUUUGACUACAACAGCGAUGGGCAGAUACAGCAACACGAGCUGCGUAAAGUCCUCGAGGGAUACUGCUUUCCCAUGAGUCAGCUGGAAUUCCACAGACUAUGGUCACAUUACAGCGUGAAUAAUUCUGAAAUAUCUUACAAGGAGUUUCUUGAGAAGCUUGGUGUUGACUGUGAAAACGAUAGAAAAAUUGCACCAGAUUCUAUACAACUGGCACUGAAUUGGGACACUGUCAGUCGUUCUACAACAAGACCUAAAAGUAAGACAAGCGUAAGGGCUUUCUCAAGCAAAUCCAGGGGCAAUGUCAACAUGGAUGAAGUCCAGACAAGGUUUUUGAGCAAAAUAAAGAAGAAUUACAGCCUUGUUGAAAAAGCUCUGCAGGCAUUUGACAUCACAGACAGCGGAUUUGUCUCUCAAGAGGAUCUCAGAUCUGUCCUCAGUAAUUUCCUCUUCCCCAUGGAUGAUAAUAUCUUCAGGGAGUUAUUGAACAGAUUUGGAGUGAGCAGCACAGAGCCUCUGCAAUGGAGAAUAUUUCUUGGAUUGUUCAAAGACGACAUAGCUGUACAGAAAGAUUCUGUUCCAGCAACUCCAGACACAUGCAGUAUUGAAGCAAUUCUACUAAACUUACGUCAGCAUGUUUUUGAUAAUCAGCCUCUUCUGACAGAAACCUUUCUGGACUUUGAUAAAAACAGAACAGGGUUUAUCAGUAGAGAUGAACUAUGCAGGGCUCUGAGGAGCCUGAACUUCCAUCUCAGCGAUGAGCAGUUCAGCGCUCUUGCUGUAUUCUUGGAUGUGGAACAUACAGAUGCCAUAAAUUAUCAACAAUUCCUGGACUUCCUCUAUCACCAAAGACCAGUCAUGGAGACAGCAAAGCUCAAUAAAAAGGUUUCAGAACAGUUAAACCCAUUGCCAUCCACAGCAACGACAACAAAGAAUGCUGUGGAACAGAUUCUUAAGGAGAAGCUCUCUGAGAACUAUGACAUGCUGAUCGAAUCUAUCAUCAACACAACCCAAAACCAGAGAGACACCAUCCCCUCAGAAGACCUUGGGAGAUUAAUAAUCCGACAACACGGACUGCCGCUGUCUGAGCGCCACUUCAGCAAGCUUUGUGAACCAUUUUUAGAGGGCGGAAAUGUGAACUACACGCUAUUUCUGAAGAGCUUGGGUGUUUCAGAGAAGAUUGAGAGCCGCCUCAGUAUCACUGAGAGAGAGGAAAAGGCACAUGAAGCCUCCAUAAUGAACUUAAAAGCACAAGCAGUGAAGGAUGUUGUCCUGAGGAAACUCAAGGACAGGCUUCAGAGACGCGGGAUGUCCUUUCAGGACUAUCUGGUGUCCAAAAGGAAAAGCAUGCCAGUAGCGCUUACUCUGAGAGAUUUCUGUAAGAUUCUGGAUGACUGUGGUAUUUUCCUGGAAGAACCCCAGCUUCAGAUGCUUAUCGAGUCUCUUGGUUUUAAUUUGGGUUCGAUUUCUGUCACUGACUUUGUGGCCAAAUUUGAAGUUACAAUACCAGAAAAGGACGAAGAAAGACAGACAAAGAAUGUACAAAUGUCCACUCUUUUGACUGCAGAGGACUGUCUAGCUCAACUUAAAAAGAGGAUUGAGGAAUAUCAUGGGGAUGCUCUGACCGCUUUUUGUCGUCUCAUGGACAAGAACCGAGAUGGAGUGGUGAAUCGGAAUGACUUCAGGGCUCUGUUUGACAGCCUGAUGUUUGUAACCACAGAGAAGGAGUAUCAGAGACUGCUUGACCUGUUGGGCCUUACGCCUGGCUGCACACUCAACUACGCUGAGUUCUACAACAAAGUUCACUCUGGCAGCAAGACGAAAUCACAUCACCACGAUAACACCUCAGGAGAUGGAUACCUUGACACUGCAUGUGACCAAUUUCAUGGCUAUUUGGCAUCCACUGCACAGAAAAGACCUUCUGAGCUCUCAAAGGCCUUUUGUCAGUUGGGUGACGAUGUUAAAAGCAUCAUGACCAAAAAUGGUCUAAAGCAGCUACUUUUUAAAUACUACAUGCCCAUCACACCAAACGAGUUUGAAAAACUCUGGGACAGAUAUGAUGAAGAGGGGAAGGGCUUUGUCACUCAGACAGAGUUUUUAAGUAAGCUUAAAAUCACAUCAGAUGAAGACAGCCAAUCAGACGCUUUACAAGAACAGCUCACCGAGAGGGUGAUUUCCACACCUGACCUGGAAGUUAUGCUACAAAAUCUUAGGAAGUGGAUUGGGAAUGACUUUGAGAGAGUGAGUGGAAGCCUUGUGAUUCUGGAUAAAAACAAAGAUGGUCACGUUACCGUGACAGACCUGCUAUCUCUCCUGCACAGACAUGGAUUUCGACUUCGAGAACAACAGCUCACACAUCUACUGAACCUCCUUGGCUUUGACGGCAGUCUGAAGGAGCUGCCAUACCUUGAUUUUCUAAAGCAUCUCACUGGACCUCCAGUUUCCAGCGGGUCUGCAGGUGAACCUCCUCAAGGUCCGACUGUGUGUUCUCCAGAACCAGUGGAGGAUAUAGAGGAGCUGAGCCCAGAAAAAACAAUACAAAGAGUCAAGGAGCUGGUUACUGCCUCCUCAGAUACUCUCUACAAGGCUUUCUCUGCAUUUGAUAAGACUGGAGAUAGUAUGAUACCACAAACAAAGUUUCGACAAGUGCUGGACCAUUUCUGUAUGCGUCUCUCAGAAGUGCAGUUCAGGAAGUUGCUGUCGGAGCUCAGAAUAAACGAAGGGGAGGAGAUUAUGGUUGACUGGAAGGAAUUCCUCCAAGUCUUCAACCUCCACAAACAAGAGACAGCAGAUGAAUGGCUGAAGAAAAUCCAUAAGCUGUGCUUUCCUAAUCAGCCCCGAUCUUUAGUAAUCAGUGACAUUUUGAGACGGAUACAGGAGGUUGUGUCAGCCCGCAUAUACACUAUAACAAAGGAAAUGGUAGACCUCGACUACGCCAAUAUAAACACGAUCUCCAAAACUGACUUUAAGGCCAUUUGUGAUCGUCACUUCAUGAGGCUCACCGACGAACAGUUUCAAGACCUGUGGAAAAUGCUACCAGUUAAUGGCUUUGGAAAUCUGGAAUAUCGAGAAUUCCUGAAAAAGUUCAGUGGAGAACAGCAAGGCCUGGAAAAGGUUGCUAAAUCACUACCAGGUUCAGCAAGAGCAACGCUGGAGAGACCAACAUCACUCAGACGCCCCAAAACAGCACCCUGUGCCUUUCGGCGCUCUGCGUCAUCAGCGUCAGAGCAGCUUCAGAGACCCUCCACUGCGAGCAGAAGGUCCACACCACUGCUGAACUGUGAGGAUGUGGAGAUGAAGCUACGCUCCAAGAUCCAGGACUGUUGGAGGCACAUCCAGAGGAGAUGCAGGCAGGCCGACCCUGAGAGGACCGGAGAGAUAGAUGUGGAUGUAUUCCUAGAAAUACUCCAGGCCCUCCAUAUUGAGCUGAGUCCACUUGAGUUUGAGCAGCUGGCUGUCAAAUACGACAUCAAAAACAGUGGACGUCUCUCUUAUCCGGACUUCCUGCGGCACUUUGUGCUGAUGUUCAGUCCUCAGGUCAACUCUGCAUCGCACAGACUCAAACUGCAGCUCCCCAGGACACCAAUGAGUCCUGGCCCAUUUAGUAGCCAGUGUGCUGAAGCCAUGCUGAGAAUCUCCAGGCCUAUCCAGCUCUUCUGGAGGCAGAUGAGGCACAAAUUCAUCGCAUUUGACAAAGAGCGCACUGGAAAGAUCUCUCUUCAGGACUUCAGAAAGGUUCUGAGACAAUACAGCGUGAAUCUGUCAGAGGAGGAAUUCUUUCAUUUCACUUCUUUUUUUGACAAGAACCUCUCAGGAAGGAUUUCAUACAAUGAUUUUCUGCGCAUUUUCCUUAAAUGAGUGCAGAUUCAUCUGUUUAUUAGUUUGGAGUGUCAUAUUGCACUUCUUAAGCAACACUGAU
This is a messenger RNA of Cyprinus carpio (common carp), 4778 nucleotides long. RefSeq names its product EF-hand calcium-binding domain-containing protein 6-like. Lineage: Eukaryota; Metazoa; Chordata; Actinopteri; Cypriniformes; Cyprinidae. The record is from RefSeq and is a predicted model, not a curated record. Gene Ontology annotation, molecular function: calcium ion binding. Gene Ontology annotation, cellular component: nucleoplasm.